AUGAUUCCUUCUGAUGACUUGCUACGCCAUCAACUUUUGUCAUCUGGAGACUGUACCAGCAAAGAUUUUUUUAUAUUCUUUGGAGCUUUUUCGUCAAUUAUGCCAAAACGUAAUUUAGGCUUGGCAAAUUUGGCCCUUGCAAAGUUUCAGAUAGCCACAUUUCUGGCUUAUGCUAUGUACUGCUUGUGCAGUGGAAAUGUUGCCAUUCCAAAACCCACAGCUAGCUAUGGACCAAAUCCAAUUUGCAAAGGCUGUUUAUCUUGUUCAAAGGAUAAUGGGUGCAUCAGAUGCCAACACAAGUUAUUCUUAUCAGGGUACUAUGGACUCCGAACGCCAGAUAUGAACAGAUGUUCAAGAUGCAGAAUAGAAAACUGCGACUCCUGCUUUAGCAGAGACUUUUGUACCAAAUGCAAAACUGGCUUCUACUCGCACAGAGGCCGCUGCUUCCGAGGAUGCCCCCCUGGAUUUGCAGCCUUGGAAGAGCUUAUGGAAUGUGUAGAAGGCUGUGAAGUGGGUCAGUGGAGUGAGUGGGGAACUUGCAGCAGAAAUAACAAAACAUGUGGAUUUAAGUGGGGCCUGGAAACGAGAACAAGACAAAUUGUGAAGAAGCCAGCGAAAGACACAAUACUGUGCCCAACCAUCGCAGAAUCCAGACGGUGUAAAAUGGCCAUGAGGCAUUGUCCAGGAGGAAGAAGGCCAACAAAAACAAAGGACAAGAAAAAGAAGAAAAAGAAUUUGAUGGAAAGGGCUCAGAAGCAGCACAGCAUCUUUUUAGCAACAGACAAAACAAGCCAGUAA
Molecule: messenger RNA, 798 nt
Organism: Egretta garzetta (little egret)
Lineage: Eukaryota; Metazoa; Chordata; Aves; Pelecaniformes; Ardeidae
Gene: RSPO2
Product: R-spondin 2
Exons: 6
Coding region: 1-798 (265 amino acids)
Source: RefSeq, a predicted model, not a curated record